Medicago truncatula (barrel medic) is the source of this 1172-nucleotide messenger RNA. RefSeq names its product probable acetyltransferase NATA1-like. NCBI's taxonomy places the organism in Eukaryota, Viridiplantae, Streptophyta, Magnoliopsida, Fabales, Fabaceae. Gene Ontology annotation, molecular function: N-acetyltransferase activity. The transcript has a single exon. The record is from RefSeq and is a predicted model, not a curated record. Bases 139 to 840 code for a protein of 233 amino acids.
UCCUCACGCAUUUUUAGCACACUCACUUAGUUAGUUAUCGCACCACAGCAAUACACGUAUACCAAUCUCUAGAACUCUCAACAGAAGAAAAAGCGAAAAACCAAAACCCUCAUCCAUUCAACCGAAUCCAAACCACCAAUGGCCGCCGCAGCACCGCCACCACCACCGACAGAACCUCCAUCAACCAUGCCAGAAACCGCACUCCCACGCCACCCAGUUUUCACCCGCAUCCGUUUAGCCACCCCUUCCGACGUUCCCUACAUCCACAAACUAAUGCAACAAAUGGCCGUUUUCGAACGCCUCACACAUCUCAUGACCGCCACAGAAGCUUCCUACUCCUCCACUCUCUUCUCCCCUGAAAACAAACCCUUCCUUUCCACCACCAUCCUCAUCCUUGAAGUCUCUCAAAACCCUUUCACCGAUACCCAUUUCGACAACGACCCAUUUUACAAACCCAUCACAAAAACUGUUACCUUAGACCUCCCAAUCGAUGACCCAGAGAAAGAAAACUUCAAAACUCAACAUGGUAAUGAAGUUUUUGUUGCUGGGUUUGUUUUGUUUUUUCCUAACUAUUCAACUUUUUUGGGGAAACAUGGGUUUUAUGUUGAAGAUCUGUUUGUGAGAGAGUGUUAUAGAAGGAAAGGAUUUGGGAAGAUGUUACUUACUGCUGUUGCGAAACAAGCUGUGAAAAUGGGAUAUGGAAGAGUUGAAUGGGUUGUUCUUGAUUGGAAUGUUAAUGCUAUCAAAUUUUAUGAAGAUAUGGGUGCUAAGAUUUUGCAGGAAUGGAGGCUUUGCAGACUCACUGGGGAGAAUUUGGAGGCUUAUGGAGCUACUGAGUAAGAGUCAAAUAAUGAGGUUUUCUCUAUGAUGCACGGACACUCCUUGGAUACGUGUCCGACACCGACACUUGUAAUUACACUGAAUUAUGUUAUCUUUUUAAAUUAUUAGCUGUGUCGGCGUGUCAAGUGUGUGUGUCGUGUCCGUAUCCGUGCUUCAUAGGGUUUUCUUAGAAAAAAGAAUUUGGAUUUGGAAUUUGAUAACUUUUUACUCUAUUUUGUUGUAAUUUGAGUUUGGAUUUUGCUAUGUUGUUUCACUGUUGUGAACUUAUGUCAUUGUAAUUGGAUGUUGAUGUUGAUGUUGAUUUAGUAUAAGUUUAUGGGUUAUGGAUUAAA